CUUGUCCAGCCCAGCGACUACGACCACUAUAUAAGUUCGCGGAAUCCCUCGAUUUGUUGUCAGUCGAUCGGAACUACUUUGCCACCAACAUUUCGCGUCUUGGGAAUUAUCUUAAAAACGUUAACAAAAUGACACUGCCGCAAAAGCACUUCAAGAGGGGUUCACCCAAACCAGAAAUUCCCGAGGAUGGAGUCCUGCGUUACUACUCGAUGAGAUUUUGCCCGUACUCGCAGCGUGCCGGUUUGGUGUUGGCCGCCAAAAAGAUUCCGCAUCACACGGUUUACAUCGAUCUUAGCGAGAAACCAGAGUGGUACAUCGACUACAGUCCAUUGGGAAAGGUGCCGGCUAUCCAGUUGCCACAUCUGCCAGGACAACCGGCUUUGGUGGAGUCCCUGGUCAUUGCCGAGUACUUGGAUGAACAGUAUCCGGGCGAGGGUACCCUUUUCCCCAAGGAUCCAUUGCAAAAGGCGCUAGACAGGAUCCUCAUUGAACGCCUGGCGCCCGCUGUCAGUGCCAUUUACCCCGUGCUCUUCACCAAGAAUCCACCCGCCGAUGCCAUCAAGAACUUUGAGACCGCUCUGGAUGUUUUCGAGCAGGAGAUCACCAAGCGCGGAACUCCCUACUUCGGAGGCAACAAGAUCGGCAUUGCUGACUACAUGAUUUGGCCCUGGUUCGAGCGAUUCCCGGCCCUCAAGUACACUCUGGAUGAACCCUAUGAGCUCGACAAGACGCGCUAUCAAAAUCUGUUGAAGUGGAGGGAACUGGUGGCCCAGGAUGAGGCUGUCAAGGCCACCGCCUUGGAUGCCCGAAUCCAUGCCAAGUUCAUGAAGACCCGCCAUGAGAACAAACCCGACUACGAUGUCGCCUUUCAGCCCUUGUAAAGAAUGCAGGAAUGAAUGACGGAAAUCAACAUACUUAAACUUAAAUUGUGAAGUCGUUGCCUAUUAAGAAAAUAUUAAAUCCACCUAUAAAGUCGAA
This is a messenger RNA of Drosophila santomea, 978 nucleotides long. RefSeq names its product pyrimidodiazepine synthase (gene GstO2). Lineage: Eukaryota; Metazoa; Arthropoda; Insecta; Diptera; Drosophilidae. Gene Ontology annotation, cellular component: cytoplasm. The coding region runs from base 129 to 881 and encodes 250 amino acids. Gene Ontology annotation, biological process: glutathione metabolic process. The record is from RefSeq and is a predicted model, not a curated record. Gene Ontology annotation, molecular function: glutathione transferase activity; glutathione dehydrogenase (ascorbate) activity. The transcript has 2 exons.